CCAUUUGGAUGCAUCUGUGACCAAGGGAGGAAGAUAAUACAGUAGAACAAAUACCAAACCAAGUCCUGCCUCUUUAGUCAAAGGUAUUAAAGAUGAUAUUUACAAGCCCUUUCCCAAACACCACAGAAUACUACUAUGUGUAUGAUGAAGGCACCUCUCCUUGCAGUGAAGGCAAUGGUUUCGGCAGAUUAAAAACACUGUUUCUUCCAAUCGUUUACUGCCUAGUAUUUGUUGUCUGUCUAGUAGGAAAUGCCUUGGUCGUAUGUGUGCUCUUAACCAGGAAGAAAGUCGCCACCAUGACAGACGUGUGCUUGCUCAACUUGGCGAUCUCUGACCUGCUGUUUGUUGUGCCCCUCCCAUUUCAGGCUCAUUACGCUUCAGAAGAAUGGAUUUUUGGGAAUGCCUUGUGUAAAAUAAUGACUGGCAUUUAUUACAUAGGCUUUUACAGUAGCAUUUUCUUUAUUACCCUCAUGAGCAUAGACAGGUAUAUAGCAAUUGUUCAUGCGGUUUAUGCCAUGAGAGUUCGGACAGCCUCUUGUGGUAUAAUUAUAAGCUUAAUCUUGUGGGUGAUGGCUAGCUUGCCUGCCGUACCCAGUAUGGUGUUUAACCAAGAAGUGGAAAUUGAACAGUCCCUCACAUGCAUCCCCAAAUACCCUCCAGGCCAAGAGACCUGGCGAUUUUUCACUCAGUUUGAAGUCAAUGUCUUGGGCCUUUUGAUCCCGCUCAGCAUCCUCAUAUACUGCUACUCCCACAUCUUGAAAAAUCUGCAGAGAUGCAAAAACCGAAAGAAGAUUAAAGCCAUCAAGAUGAUCUUCAUAAUCGUGGUCAUCUUUUUCCUUUUCUGGGCUCCUUUCAACAUUGUGCUCUUCCUAGACUCUCUGCAGAACUUGCACGUCAUCAGCGACUGUGAGACAAGCAAAAGGCUAGCGCUGGCCCUGCAGCUGACCGAAUCAAUCUCCUUCAUCCACUGCUGCCUCAACCCGGUGAUCUAUGCUUUUGCUGGCGAAAUGUUUAAAACUCAUCUUCAAAAAAUAUUCCAAACUUCCCUCAAACGCAUUUCAAGUGCUACUAGUAGCAAUACUGCAAAUCAUUCUCACUCCCUGCCCAUUCAAGAAUUAGGCUACUCCGAUAGUGACAGAGUUCUGUAA
Molecule: messenger RNA, 1148 nt
Organism: Pelodiscus sinensis (Chinese soft-shelled turtle)
Lineage: Eukaryota; Metazoa; Chordata; Testudines; Trionychidae
Product: C-C chemokine receptor type 8-like
Biological process (GO): immune response; positive regulation of cytosolic calcium ion concentration; calcium-mediated signaling
Cellular component (GO): external side of plasma membrane; membrane
Molecular function (GO): C-C chemokine receptor activity; C-C chemokine binding
Source: RefSeq, a predicted model, not a curated record